AAAAGGAAGAAAAAAAAAAAAAAGAAGAGAGAGAUGAGCUGGGCGGGAGGGUUUCUGGUGCACCACAUAACUGGCCCCCUUCCAAUUAAAGAAGAGAGCUUAUGUUAUUGAAGAGCAGCUUAGCCAAUCAGGAGACAGUGCAGGCAAAGACAGGAGGAAAAAAAAAAGCAGCAGAGCGAGUGGGCAAGAGGAAGAGAAAAAAAAACUGCAGUGUUGUCUCUGAGCCUGUGGAGAAGGGGAAGAGCUCGGCGUCCAGGAGAGAGCAACCUGCAUAAGGGGGUUUCUGACUGACAACAUUCCCACUGUGAUUACCUCCUGCCACUUUUCAAGAUUCAAGAUUCUGGCUGGACUGUGCGUGCAGCCUAAAUGACGAAGUUUAACUUGUUCAGGCAUCAGACAACGCCCAUGGUCGCUGCUAAGCCAACAGGGGCCAGUGCCUUGACUAUGACUCCAGCCCCUGUCGCAUUAGUCUCUAAUGACAAUGCCACCGAACCAGUCAACAAGAACGAUGCAUUCGACGAGAUAAAGAACAAGUUCCUGAAUGAAAUCGACAAGAUCCCACUGCCAUCCUGGGCCAUCAUUGCCAUUGCCGUGGUCGCUGCUUUACUCAUUCUAACGUGCUGCUUCUGCAUCAUCAAGAAAUGCUGUUGCAAGAAGAAGAAGAACAAGAAGGGCAAGAAGGGGAAGGGUGACAUGGGCAUGAAGAACCUGAAAGGCGGAGAGAAACAACAGGAUGACGAUGAUGAAGAAGAUGAUGUCGAGCCUGGACUGACUGGGGACGAGAAAGAGGAAGAAGUGAAGGAGAAAGAAAAGCUUGGGAAGCUGCAGUACUCCAUUGAUUACGACUUCCAGGAGAACAAGCUGACUGUGGGAAUCCUGCAAGCUGCUGAUCUCCUCUCCAUGGACAGCGGUGGCACCUCUGACCCCUACGUCAAGGUCUUUGUCCUCCCUGACAAGAAGAAGAAGUUCGACACAAAGGUUCACAAGAAAACGCUCAAUCCUGUCUUCAACGAGACCUUCACCUUCAAGAUUCCAUUCGCAGAGAUGGGAGGGAAGACUCUGGUAAUGUCAGUCUAUGACUUUGAUCGCUUCUCUAAACAUGAUAUCAUUGGAGAGAUUAAAAUACCCAUGAACACCCUUGACCUGGCUAAGCCAAUUGAGGAGUGGAAAGACCUGGACAGCGCAGACCAAGAAGAGCCGGAGAAGCUUGGUGACAUUUGCAUCUCCCUGCGUUACGUCCCCACUGCUGGAAAACUCACCAUCUGCAUUCUGGAGGCUAAGAACCUGAAGAAGAUGGACGUGGGUGGACUUUCAGAUCCCUAUGUGAAAAUUAACCUGCUGCAGAAUGGAAAGAGGCUGAAGAAGAAGAAAACGACAGUGAAGAAGAACACUUUGAAUCCGUACUACAAUGAGUCCUUCAGCUUUGAGAUUCCUCUUGAGCAAAUGCAGAAAAUCCAAGCUGUGAUCACAGUGCUGGAUUAUGACAAGAUUGGAAAGAACGAUGCCAUUGGGAAGAUCUGGGUGGGAAGCAAGUCCACAGGGGCCGGGCUGAAACACUGGUCCGACAUGCUGGCCAACCCCCGUCGUCCCAUCGCCCAGUGGCAUCCACUGCAGCCAGAGGAGGAGGUGGAUGCCUCCCUCGCAGCCCUGAAUGCCAAGAAGUAAACUCCCACCAGACCACAUCGCCCCCCACCUGCACCUGUCUACCCAUGUAUUUCCCAUCAGGCCCCACAUAUCAGUGUAUAUUCCAGAAGAACACCCCGACUGUGCAUCCACUCCACCCCCUUACCUCUCCCACUGCCAACUUUCAAAAGAUCCAUAAAUACCAUUCAACAUGAUGGGAAAUAUAGUUUAAAAAUCAUCAUGUUAUAUUAAAUCAUGUCAUUGAGAAAAUAAGACAAGUUACAGGAUGGACAGAGACUCCGUUGAUUUCCUUUAGAUCUAUUUUUGUAUUGGGGUUGUGGUUCCAUUAAUAAGAAUACAGAGUAGACUAUGAAGAACAGUAAGCGUGCUAUAUGGGAAUCUGUUGAUAGAGGGGAUAAAACAUACAUUCACUCAUGUUGUACUUCUCACCCCUUCCCUUUAGUGACACAGUUUGCUUAGAAUAGUGCUUAAUAAUAAAAUGCUUUAUACUGCCAUAAGAUAGAGAAAUAACACAAGCAGGUUCAUUCCUUAGGUGUAUUGUGCACCAUGUUCCACACCUGCCAGUUAUCAUACUAGAAGAUUCUGUUAGUUUGAAGUACAUUCCUAGAGUUGGGUAGCGAGUAGGGAUAGGCACAUAUCCGGUUACCCACAAACACACUGCCGUUUUGAUUAGUUGACCUUCCACCCUUCGUCUCAGGAAAACUGAGAGGAAACUGAAACUCCAUGCCUUUUUUUCUAAACGGGUUGUUAUUAUUCUAAUACUCCACUUGAUGAGAAAGAAAUGUUGGAUUCAAAAGCUUGACCACUUGUUUGUUUUUUUUGGUGAUGUAAGGCUCGCGACUAGUGCUAGUUUAUCCAUGAAAUGGUACGUCAGGGGAGAGGGAGGAAGUGAUGGAUUUUAAGUAAAAAAAAAAAAAAAAAAGGGAGGGGGGGUAUUUGUGUAUUUUUGACUGUGCAAAAAGGCUGCGUCUGUCAUCCGAACAACAAAAAUGCGAGGAAAUAUCAGAGCGGGGUACAACAGAGACUGAUUCCAACCACCAAUGACAUGAUAUUUACAAAGUGUCGAUUACUGCCUGCAGUCUACCACCUCCCCUCCUAACGCCUCUGAUUCUGUAUCUCACUUGUUCAGUGCUACUGCCAUUAGUCAUGGACUUGACACAGGGGUUUUACUUCAAAGGAAUCCCUAUAACCGUCUUACAGUCAUAAAGGAGACAAGCCUUCCAAGUAACAAAAUAAGCAAUUUUCAACUACCAGGGACGCCUUCCAGUUAGCGGUGUUGUUCUCUUCAUUUCUUUCUUUCUUUCUUCUCUUUUCUUCUUCUCUUCCUUCUCCUUUUAUUUAUCCAGUUAUAUUUUACUUAAAACACUUUUAUUCCUCAAGCACUUUAAAUCCAAAUGUUAUGUUUAAGUACCCUCAGAAACCAGAGCUUUAAUUAUUUAUGUUAAGAAUAGCUGGUUUAAAAAAAAAAAAAGAGCAAGGGAGUGCAUUAUAUUAGGUUUUCUUUUGCCUUUUUGUGUAAGUUUUUAGAUUGUUUGGACAUUACGUUUCUCACUUGAUUGCAAGGAUAUGGUCUGGAAGAAGGCACUGAUCCAUGUGUAUUUUAUACACAGCUUACCAAACUGUUGAAUUUAAUUGCACUACUGGGUAUUAUUCUGUUCUGUGGUCUGUGUAUUUUUUAUUUUUUAUUUUUUUAUUUUUAUUUUUUUGUGAUAAAAUGUUGUGAGAUUGAAUUUUUCUGUGGCACAUGUGGCACACCAGACAGGUCUCCUCAUAUAAAUGAACUCCUCUGAUAGGAAAAGAGACACAGUUCAACUUAAUGUUGCUCCCUGGCUCCUUCACAGAAUGUAAUCAGUUCACGCUUCAGUGUAUUUGUGAAUUAAUAUUCUGUCGGAGAGAAAAUUUCAGGAUGAACUUUUAUCUUUUGACAAAAUCCAAACUCAUCAGGCCUUGAAUAAAUUGGUGAAAUAUUAAUUGUUGAUUAAUAUGUUGAUAUUAGCCAGGUGCCUCGACUCCAGAAUACCUGGUUGUAAGUCUAGUUAAUUCAAAUCUGCGCUGUGUGAGCACCAGCAGCAAAAACUACCUGUUGACUGUGUGCAAAAAAAAAGAAGAAAGAAAUGCAGUCAACAUUUUAAACAGGAUGACAAUUUAUUUCUUUAUUUUGGAAUUUAAUGAAUGCUGGCUCUUGUAUUUUUCUCUCUGUUGGAAAUUGUAACUCUUUAUGUUUUUAUAACCAACCUAGACCAUGCUCACAUUGUUUUUCACCUCACAUCACCAUUUUUCUUUUUUUGAUGAAGCAACACUAAAGAAAAGGCAACAUGGAAGCAAUCGAGCAACCCAUUGGUGUGUAGUUUUGCCUAUAUACAUAGUUCAUACAUGUUGAUACUGCAUGUUUAUACAAAAUACUGUACAUAAGAGCAUGUUUUAGAGACGAAGCAAAAAUAUCUCGUGUACGUAAAUGGGUGUCAUUUGUCAUUUUAAUAACACAAUGAAGGGAGAAAAAAAAAAGAUGCACUGUAUAUUUUCUAAAUGAAACAAAUGCGUAUUUAUUUUCCAUGAGGGUCAUUGGAGAGAAUGUCAUACAAAUAUUACAGUACUAUUACUAAUAAGAACCUUUCCACGCCUGAAAAAUUCUUAAGCAAGUGUGUCGUCCAGUACUGUGUGUGAGUUCAUGUAGGAUGAAAAUGUAGCCGCAUGCUUGCUAUCUAACUCCUUGUGGUCAAAAUUUUUAUUUGUUGCCAUUUAUCUGCCAUACAUUUGUUUCAGCACUUAUCUGAAGGCCAAUGUUUGACUUAAUUCAGAAUUUUAUUGCCAUUUGUUUCUUUUUAUAUAUAUAUAUCUAUAUAUAUACAUAUAAAAAUAUAUAUAGAUAGAUAUAUAGAUAUAUGAUUUUGAUUUUAAUGUUUGGAAUGGGGAUGGGGUCUCCAAGUCUAUAAGAUGACUAUUUUCUAACAGCAGAUUUUGGCACAGUGUUUUUCUGAAAUAACUUUGAAGAUUGAAUAAUUCUGCAAUCUGUAGGUGGGAGUGGGAGCCAUUAUUAGUGCCAGUACUGACCCAGAAUAAAGUCUGUCGGAUCAUAUCUUUACACAAAAUCCAUUUCCAGGGGCCAAAAGAAGAAUAAUCCCAUUCCAGUGAACACAAAUGACUUGGAAUCCCUUCUCUCUUUCUUCACUUGGAAGUUUUUAUUUUUCACUUCUAUUUAAAUGACCUGAAACCCUUCACGGCUGUGUCUCUUUUACUGUGUUUAUUAUACAAUUACGUGUACGUGUAAAGAAGAUAAAUGAAUAAGAUAAAACUAAAGCCAUAAAACUCAAGCACUAACUCUUUAGAGCUCAGCUGAGUAGCUAGAGUUUAUUUAUGAAGAAAAAAAAAAAUCUGACGUCUUCAUUUUCCUUGGCCAGUGUUUCUCUUUUACAUUCCGUUCAGAGGUCUUUGUUCAUCAAGAGGGCAAAAUCCAUUUAACUGUAUAUGUGAGCAUUGAGAACAGUUGUGAGUUUAGUAGAGUGAGUGUGUCUUUUUCUACUUUCAGAGCUGUUGAUGUCCUUGUUCAAUAGAGGUUGUUGAUUUUACAGUAUUGUGGUUAGUAACGUAUAUGCCUUGUUUUGAUAGUAUAAAUAAUAGAUAUAAUAUCACAAUAAGUUCUCACUAAUACUGCUAAAAUUAUAUAUUGAUAUAUAUAUAUAGAUAUAUAUAUGAGAGUGUGUUCUAUUCUUGGGCUGAGUGCAAUUUAUGAACCAAACCGGGUCUCUCUUCAAGUUUCUCUUCUUCCAGUUUUAGCAGGAGCAUGUACUAGUAACUACAUGUACAAUCAAUAACACACUGCUGGCAACCUAAAGCUAAAAUUGAUGGUUUUUGUUGGUUCCUUUGGAAAACUUCUGAAGCAGCAAAACAGAAUAGUUACAGCUCCAACAAUAUUAAAGCGACAAGAGAGAAACUUAAAACAGUGGCACCCAAGUUUUAGGUCUGAAUCCCUCCCAUAGAACUAUGCAUAAAGUUAUGAUUUUCACAAGGACAUGACAAAAAAGUAUUUAAGAAUAUAGUAAUACAUAUUAUGUCAUGCACAUGAUAUGAAAUUAUAAGGAAUAGUUCAAAAUUUUGAGAAAUUUGCUCCCUUGCAAAGAGUUAGAUGAGAAGAUCAAUACCACUCUCGUACGGUAAAUAUGUAGCUGGAGCCAGGAGACAAUUAGCUUAGCUUAGCAUUGGACUGGAACACUGGAACAAGGGAGAAACAAGGGGAAACAGCUAGCUUGCCUCUGUCCAAAAAUCCAACUAUCAGCAUCUAUAGAGCUCAAACCAGUCUCCGAUGGUUGCCUUGUAACCUCACAGUGACAAAAAGACUCCAGGAAGUCAUUGCUUUCAGAUGGAAAUAAUCCCCUUUACAACUGCAGCUUGUCAUUCUUACAUUUUAGAUUGUUUACCGAUUAACCAAAUGAGAUUUAACGUGUUAAUUAAUGAGCUUUAGAGGUGCUGGUAGGCAGAUUUUUUCACUUCUACGGAGCCAGACUAGCUGUUUCAUCCUCUUUCUAAUCUAUGUGCAAAGCUAAACUCACUGUGUCCUGGCCCUAGCUUCAUACUUACAUGACUGAUAAGUGAUGUCAGUCUUCUAACUCAGCAAGAAAGUCAAUUAGCGCAUUUCCCAACUUUUCAAACUAUAUAUUUGAGUUCACCUCAGUCUCUGAAUUUUCUCUGAAAUAAACAUGAAACUGCCAUCUACCUGUCCCGGCAACAACAUUCAAUGUGUUGUUGUGUGAUGCCGCACAUUAUCUAAUGCAAUAUUAUAUUUCUUCAGCGUCCCAUUAAUGCUACUGACUGUGACCAAAUGAUGCACUGACAGUAAUUCAAAUACAAGAUUUCAGUGCGUUUCAAAAAUACUGCCAGUACCUGAUUACAGUUGCCUGCAUUACUCACCACUGUUUGACUCCAUGCAAACAGAACACAUCAAAUGAUGAGGCAAAUGUGGUUACAGGUAAAUUUAUAGCACACUUAAGAGAUUUAUUUUUUGUUUUUCUUUCUUUUCACUGCUCGACUCACCACAGUCACGUGACCACCGGACAUCUAAGUUCUAUGGGGGAGCUUAAAUCAAUGAAGUGUAGGCCCUUUAGCAGAGAUGGUGCAAAAACAAAGCACUGGGAUAUAGAAUUACAAUAUACAGUACAGGUCUGCAUGCACCGGACACAUGACUCAUUCUUAAAUGUACAUCUUUGUGUGUAUGACUGUAAUAUUCAAACAAUCUUAGUUAUGUUUUAAAUAUGGGGGGGUUAAUCUGUUCUGUUGAUAGCUGUGUAGAUGUCCAAUACCUUAUGCACAAUUGCAUCUAAAACUGUGCUGCUCCAGCUGUGCAGAGACAGUUUUAGAGCACCGUUCACACAGCUUGUUGUGUUUUAUUUUUUUCUUUCUUGUUUGUUUGUUUUAAAAAAACAAACGCUGGGAUUUAAAAAGGGAAAACAUCCAAAGUUCAGUAAGAUCAUUUGCCACCUUGUCAAAAUGUGUUGAGAAGCCUCUCAGCAGGUAAAGACACCACUUUGAAACAUGUUGUCUUGUCUCCUCUAUUACUCGCUGUAUUUCUUCUUUGUAUUCUUGUACAUAUGUGCAAUCACUCCUUCUGUCUUUUUUGUUUUCGUGAUGUAUACUUCUAUUGUACAAUGUAGGACUGUAUUUGAAUCAAUGCCAGAAACAUGUCGCCAUACUCUCUCUUGCUUUUUGUUUGUGUCCUUGUCCUGUUUAUAUGUUACCAGAUAUGUACCAUCAGUAUCAUUAUGCUGAAUAGGAAGCAGGCUCAUUGAGUUCUCCACUGAAUCUGCUUUUGCUGAGCAUAAAGAAUGCCGGCCUUCAUGUUUACAACAUGGACAUACUGUAUACUGCCAAACAUGCAGGACCGUACCAAACUCCCCUCUUGAGCGCUUAGUCCUCCACCUUGGUGCAACUGUAUUCUGAAGACUCUUUUUAUUUUUCCACCUCUUUCUCUUCUUCAUCAUCUUUUAAAGCAUCGGAGGACAGCCAGGUUGUGUCCUCUAGCUGUGUUUCUUCGUGUCUAGUGUCGUGGUGCGCGUGUUCAUGUCAGUACUUGUGCCUACUGUGGAUCGCAUGCUUUAGCCCUUGACUGGACACAAACGUUGCUCACAAACUCCUCUUGACCCUUAUGUGGACAAACGUUGGGGAUCCUUAUAAAGUUAUCAAGGGAACCAAAUAACUUAUUACAAAUUUAUCAUAUGUGUUACCAGUUCUGUAAAAAACAAAUAGGAAAUAAAGGCCUUUUAAUUACCAUGA
This is a messenger RNA of Seriola aureovittata, 7908 nucleotides long. RefSeq names its product synaptotagmin-2-like. Gene Ontology annotation, cellular component: dense core granule; axon; synaptic vesicle membrane. Lineage: Eukaryota; Metazoa; Chordata; Actinopteri; Carangiformes; Carangidae. Gene Ontology annotation, biological process: synaptic vesicle endocytosis; calcium ion-regulated exocytosis of neurotransmitter; regulation of calcium ion-dependent exocytosis. Gene Ontology annotation, molecular function: calcium ion binding; phosphatidylserine binding; calcium-dependent phospholipid binding. Bases 367 to 1665 code for a protein of 432 amino acids. The record is from RefSeq and is a predicted model, not a curated record. The transcript has 11 exons.